AUGACGACGACGACGAAUUCAAGGAGGAGAUUCGCACGACGAGAUGAUUUGGGGUUGCACUUCUCGCCGUUGUCUUCGUCAAAGAAGAAGUCGUUUUUGCGAGAAGUGACGAAUACGCAUUCGAACACCGCGAACACCCCGAACGAGGAGGAAAAGGAGGAAACGUUGAAGAACAACGGACAAAAGAAGACGUCGUCGUCGUUAGAACUGAAAUAUCGCGCGACCGUCGCGGUACUCCAAACGCACGCGAACGCGUUCGAGCAACUUCAACGAAAACUCCAGGAAAGCGAACGAGACGUGAAAAGAGAGACGACGGAGAAAGAACUUUUGGCGAACGAAUUGGAAUCGAAAAAAGAGCAACUCGAACGGCUCAAAGACGCGUUGGAAACGGCUCGAAAUCAGGAAAAUACCUGGCGCGCGGAAAAGGAAUCCGAAACGCGCACCGUGCGCACAAAAGUGGAUGAACUGAAACAAAAAUUCGAAACGAACGCGGAAGAGACGCAAAGAGCGAUGGCAUCGAUGGAACUCGAGAGAGUUGAAUGUGAAGGCGAGAUGAGACGGGCGAAAGCGAGCGAGCGCGAGGCGAAAGCGGAGGCGGAGAGGCUGCGCGGGCGACUGGAUUCGAAAGAGACGGAAACGAAGGAGAAGGAGGAGAAAGUCACGGGUUUAGAAGAAGACGUUGGAAGGUUGAAAGAGGCUUUGUUGGAGAGACGGAAGACGCAAGAGGACGUGGAACACGCGUUGAGAGAGACGAAGAAGAAGUGCGUGCGCUUGGAAGGGGAGUUGAGAGGGAGGAGGCAGACGCGGAAAAGUGGUGGUUUUAGUAACGGGAGUAGUCCGGCGGCGGCAAAUACCACGUCGACGCCAUCGUUAACGUUAGCGACGACAUCAUCAACGCCAUCAUCACACGACAAUGCGUAUGCUACUACUACUACUACUACUACUACUGGUGAGCGACCGCCGUGGGACGAUUCGUUCCACGCGAGCGCGAAUAGGGGAGGCGCGCCUGCGUCGUCGAUGAUGCGUCCGAUUGCGUUCCCGGACACGCCGAUGUCGAGUAGUACCGCGCAACGUUCGACUUUGUCGCCUCCCAAUACUAAUAUCAACAACAACAAUAAUAGAAGGAACAACGACGACGAGUUGCGAGACGCAUUCCGUCACGUAAAAGCGUUUGGUCAAGAAAUUGCCCACUCGUGGCGCGAACGCGCGACGCGAGCAGAAAACCAUCGCGAACAGCUCGAACGAAACGUAAAAGCAAUAAACGCCAAGCUCGUGGACGAGCAAUUAAAAAACGUAAAGCUACUCGAUGAACUGAAGAUAACGAAAGCGACCAUCGCGCGGUUAGAAGCUGAAAAUGCGACCAAAGAAUCGGACCAAUCGUCCGCGCGAAAAGAGUGCGAACGUCUUUCUGCUCUCUUGAAUGAAGUCAACGAACGGAACGCCUCCAUCGAAACCGUCUGCAAAAAGCACAGAGAUUCCGCGCUCGACGCCUCAAAACGCGUCUCUGCCGCCGAAAGCAUCCUGGACGCGUUAAAGGCGAAAGAGCGCGAAGCUUUCCGUCUGAGAGAACUCAGCGAACAACGGCUAAACAUUUGCGAACGCGAGUUACGCGCCAUGUCCUCUGAACUCGAAAAAGCCAAAGAACACGCGUGGAAAAUGGUCGAAGUGCAAGAACUGACGAUGCGUCGCGCGGAACUCGCGGAGAAGAAGUUGGUUGAAAUCACCACCAACAACAAAAUGUCCACCAUGAAUACCGGUUUAGGAGGAAAAUUUUCCAUCACGGAGGAAGCCGCCUCGCCUUCGAUCGACGCUUGGAUCAAGACGCCGACGAACGGUCAGACUUUAAUGACGCCCAGCGUCACGCGAGGUGGACCGACUUGGACUCGAACGCCGCUCAGAAAAGUCGCGUAA
Bathycoccus prasinos is the source of this 1911-nucleotide messenger RNA. RefSeq lists its product with no specific name. The transcript has a single exon. The record is from RefSeq and is a predicted model, not a curated record. Bases 1 to 1911 code for a protein of 636 amino acids. Lineage: Eukaryota; Viridiplantae; Chlorophyta; Mamiellophyceae; Mamiellales; Bathycoccaceae.